This is a messenger RNA of Cercopithifilaria johnstoni, 732 nucleotides long. The record is from the annotation of a GenBank genome assembly. NCBI's taxonomy places the organism in Eukaryota, Metazoa, Nematoda, Chromadorea, Rhabditida, Onchocercidae.
AUGAAACGAUGCACUCAGUAUAGUGAAAAAUAUCUAUAUCAAUUGCUAGAACGUUCAGGAAUGCUUAAUCAAUGGUUUAUGGCGAAUAACCCCGAAGAAGCGGGCCGUAAUUUUGCUCGUUCUUAUAAAAAUCUUUUCAAAACUAAGUUUGAUUACUUCGAUUUACCUCAACAUGAUAAUUUACGAUCUAAUGUUGAUGAUAUCGAUAUAUCAUUUUUGUGUAAUGAUUUGUGUCAAAAUAUCAUUUGGAAAUUGAAUGAGGCGCUUGAAAAGGAGAAAAAUGGAACAUUUUUAUUAAGUGCACCAUUUUUUGAUGAUGCCCAAUCACGCAUAACUGAUGCUAGUUCAACGAAUGCAACAUUAACCAAUUGUCAGUUAGGAAUAUUCAUACCAGUUGGAAAAUGUAUCCCGCAAGGUGCGGAAGAAUUCGAGGAGCAUAGUAGACUGUGUACAUCUUGCCAUGGCGUAUAUAUGCUUGGUAAAAUGUGCUUCCCGCGAUUUAUCAAUGCCAUAAGAUGUGAAAGUCAAAUUCAAACAUCUGGAUGUAUUUUCGACAAAAUUUCAACCCAACCUCAUGGUUUAUGUUACAUGCGUACGCUCACGCUUGAAGUAUUAUGUAAUGUAGGAAAUGAAGAAUGUCAAGAAUGGCAUCAUGAAUAUAUUCAAGUUCCAAUAUCCUGUGAAUGCCAACUCGAUACAGAAUCACUACUGCUAAGUGCUGUGAAACUAUGA